This is a messenger RNA of Triticum dicoccoides, 2855 nucleotides long. RefSeq names its product pentatricopeptide repeat-containing protein At5g03800-like. The record is from RefSeq and is a predicted model, not a curated record. The annotation marks the transcript as partial. Gene Ontology annotation, biological process: RNA modification. The transcript has a single exon. Gene Ontology annotation, molecular function: zinc ion binding; RNA binding; protein binding. Lineage: Eukaryota; Viridiplantae; Streptophyta; Magnoliopsida; Poales; Poaceae.
UUUCCGGCCCCUCCGCCACCUCCUCCUCCCGCUACCACCACCAGCGCCGCCACCCAUGGCACCGCACCCCGCCUUCGCCUCCUCCCCCACGCGGCCGACCCCCGCGCAGCGCACGCGGUCGCGGCCAAGUCUAGCGCGGACGCGCGCCUCGCGAACGCCGUCAUGUGCGGCUACAUCCGCGCGGGCCGCCUCACCGACGCGGUUGAGGUGUUCGACCGGAUGACCGCCCGUGACGCUGCCUCCUACAGCGCGCUCAUCUCGGGCCACGCCCGGCUGGGCUCCCCCGUAUCUGCUGCCGCGGCGCUCUUCCGCAGCAUGCGCCUCGCGGGAGUCGCCCCCACAGAGUACACUUUCGUGGGCCUCCUCACCGCCUGCAUCCGCAGGGGCAACCCGCGGCUCGGGACCCAGGUCCACGCGCUCGCCGCCAAGGGACGGUACUCCGGCGGCUCUCUCCUCGUCGCCAACGCGCUCCUUGGCAUGUACGUCAAGUGCGGUCGCUUAGAGGACGCUCUGAGGGUGUUCGACGGGAUGGAGGAGCGCGACGUGUCCUCAUGGAACACGGUGCUGUCCGGCCUGGUCGAGCUGGGGAGGUACGAGGAGGCGCUUGAGCUGUUUGGGGACAUGCGGACGGCCGAUGUUGCGGUCGACCGGUUUUCUCUGUCAGCGCUUCUGACGGCGGCUACUGAAGGGUUCAGCCUGCCUCUGGGGGCAGCGGUGCACGCUCUGUCUCUCAAGUCCGGGAUGGAGCUGGAUUUGAGUGUGGGCAAUGCGCUCAUUGGAUUUUAUGCUGAGCAUGGUGAUUCUGUCGAGGAUGUGGUUGGUGUGUUUCAGAGGAUGCCAGUAAAGGACGUAAUUUCGUGGACUGGGUUACUCAAUGGAUACAUGGAAUUUGGUUUAGUUGACAAGGCUCUGCGCGUGUUUGAUCGGAUGCCUGAGAGGAAUUUUGUUACAUAUAAUGCAGUUCUCACCGGGUUUUGUCAGAACAAGGAAGGUGUGCGAGUCAGUUUUGCUAGGAAGGCUGGGCUGCAGGGGCUCGGGUUGUUUAGGCAGAUGCUGGAGAAUGGGUUGGAGAUGUCAGACGUCACCAUGACUGGUGUCCUCAAUGCUUGUGCUAUUGCUGCGGAUAGGAAGAUGAGUGAGCAGGUUCACACAUUUGUGAUUAAGUGUGGCUGCGGUUCAAGUCCUUGGAUUGACGCCGCGUUGAUAGACAUGUGCGUCAAGUGUGGUAGGUCUGGAGAUGCACGUCUGUUGUUUGAGCAUUGGCGCCACCAGGAGAGUUUUCACAUUGCUUGGAGCUCUUUACUGCUUUCUAGCGUUAGAGAUGGAGAGUAUGAGAAAGCGCUUUCUACAUUCCUUCAAAUGUUUAGAAGCAGUGAUAUUCAGUUCAUUGAUGCGUUUUUGUUGACUACUGCACUUGGAGUUUGUGGUGCUUUGGGUUUUACGGAGCUUGGAAAGCAACUGCAUCUGCUUGCUGCAAAAUCUGGGCUUUUGCGUGCUUGUGGAGUUGGUAAUGCAAUUGUCAGUAUGUAUGGCAAGUGCGGACAAUUGGAAAAUGCAGUCACUUUCUUUCAGCGAAUGCCUCAUCGAGACCUUGUGUCUUGGAAUGCGCUGAUCACUGCUCAUCUUCUCCAUCGCCAGGGAGAUGAAAUAUGGGACAUAUGGUCUCAAAUGGAGAGAUUAGCCAUCAAGCCUGACUCCGUGACCUUUCUUCUGAUCAUAUCAGCUUGCAGUUGUACAGACUCAGAUUCUGCAGAUGCAUCUAUGGAACUGUUUCGUUGUAUGUCAAGCAAGUACAACACUGAACCUGCUAUGGAACACUUUGCAGCAGUUGUGUACGUCCUUGGCUGCUGGGGUCAUUUUGAUGAGGCUGAACAGUUUAUAGCUAGUAUGCCAUUCAAGCCUGGUGCAUUAGUUUGGCGAUCUUUGCUGGAAAGCUGUAGCAAGCAGUCCAAUAUGACACUGCGAAGGCGAGCUAUGAGUCAUCUACUUGCCCUGGAACCACAAGACCCAUCCACAUAUGUUCUGGCAUCUAAUCUGUACUCUGAAUCAGCAAAGUGGCAUUGCUCAGAGAACACAAGGCUGGAGAUGCGGCAAAAGGGUAUCCAUAAGAUUCCAGCAAGGAGCUGGACAUUUUAUGACAAUGCUAUUCACUCAUUUUUCGCUCGAGAUAGAUCACAUCCUCAGUCCAAGGACAUCUAUGCUGGUCUGGACGUGCUAACUCUUGAGUGCAUUAAGGCCGGGUAUGAACCAGACACCACCUUUGUCCUACAUGAUGUCGAGGAAUACCAAAAGAGACACUUCCUAAUGUACCACAGUGCAAAGCUGGCAGCUACAUAUGGCCUCCUAAUGGCAGGCUCUGGGAAAAUUAUCCGUGUGGUGAAGAACAUCCGCAUGUGUGGUGACUGCCACUCAUUUCUGGAGCAUGCCUCUGCUGCUACCGGAAAAGAGAUUUCAGUCAGAGACUCGAAUGGGUUUCAUGUUUUUAGGGCAGGGAUUUGUUCCUGUAGAGAUUAGUCUGGUACCAUACCAAUUUUGACUACUUUGCAGUGUCUUUGUAGCACUGUAGAAUCUAUAGAAGAUAUCCUUGUAUUGAGAUCCUGUACAUUGCUAUGAGUUUCUUCAGAAGCAUUCAUGCCAACCAGGGGCGGAGCCAGGCUGGCCGCGUGCCCCGGGCCGCCUUCAAGCAUUUCUCCUGGAUUUGGGCCUCACGUAUUAGGUAGCAGUACAUUCACCAAAGGAGUUGGGCCUCACGCCCCGGGCCCAGGCCCUGCGGGCCUGGGGCCUGUCUCCGCCCCUGAUGCCAACAGCUGUUCAGUUGACAUCAUAUUCAGAAAAGUAUUUUCUUUUGCUCCAAA